This is a messenger RNA of Lolium rigidum, 1843 nucleotides long. RefSeq names its product transcription factor E2FB-like. NCBI's taxonomy places the organism in Eukaryota, Viridiplantae, Streptophyta, Magnoliopsida, Poales, Poaceae. The transcript is spliced from 13 exons. Gene Ontology annotation, molecular function: DNA-binding transcription factor activity, RNA polymerase II-specific; RNA polymerase II cis-regulatory region sequence-specific DNA binding; protein dimerization activity. The record is from RefSeq and is a predicted model, not a curated record. Gene Ontology annotation, biological process: regulation of transcription by RNA polymerase II. Bases 1 to 1428 code for a protein of 475 amino acids. Gene Ontology annotation, cellular component: RNA polymerase II transcription regulator complex.
AUGGACAGCUCCCCCAGCCUCCCCCUCCCGCGGCCGCCCGCCGCCCAUCCGCCACCGCUCCCGCCGCAGGUCUUCCUCCGAUGCCCCUCGCCGCUCCCGCGGCCCCCGCCGGGCGCCGUCCCCGCGCCAGCUCGCGUCCACUACUUCCGCACCCCGUCGCCCAUCCCCGUCUACUCCCCGCGGAUCCCCGGGCCCCGCUACGUCGCCGCCAGGCCCCCGACGCCGCCCUCACCUGCUGCCGCCGGGCCGCCCCUUCCAGCUCACGCGGCCUCCCCCGCGCAGCUGGCCCCUCGACCACCGCCGCCGUCACCACAUGAGGCCGCCACGGCGCCGCCUCCGCCGCCGAGGAGGGGCAGGCCGCCCAAGUCCAAGGCGCCGCCGGAGAAUGAGCAGAAAAAUCGAAGGGAAAAUGCCCAUUUUGAAGUCAUCAAGGGAGAGACUGAACAAAAACCUCAUAAGGAGAGUACCACUGGACCAACAAAAGGUAUCAAGCGACUAAAAACAUUAAAGGGUUCAUCACAUAGUCAUGGAGCAACUAAAGGAUAUGCCGGGACUUCUUUGCAUUCGGCAAGCAGCUGCCGCUAUGACAAUUCGCUAGGUCUGCUGACGAAGAAAUUCAUCCACCUGCUUAGAAUAGCAGAAGAUGGAAACCUUGAUUUAAAUAAAGCAGCCGAGACAUUGAAGGUGCAAAAGAGGAGGAUAUAUGAUAUAACAAAUGUCCUAGAAGGCAUAGAUUUAAUUGAAAAGGGCCCGAGGAAUAUGAUUCGUUGGAAGGGAUUUGGAAUGUUACUACCUAAGGAGAUGGAGCGCCGAACUUCAGCAUUGAAGAAAGAAAUUGAGUCAUCAUACAAGGAAGAUUGCAGGUUGGAUGAGGAAAUACUGGAAGUGCAAGAGAAAAUGCAUGCCCUCAAAGUAGAUAAGGACAAAAAAAAGUUGUUGCAUCUUUCGAAGAAAGAUAUUUGUAAGAUCCCUCACUUUCAGGGAUCCACUCUUAUUGCAAUAAAUGCUCCUCAUGGAACAUGUGUUGAAGUUCCGGAUCCUAAUGCGGAUAUGGACAUCUGCAAGGACCUGGAAUCUCAAGAAAAGCAUUACCAGGUUCUCUUGAGAAGUUCGAUGGGUCCCAUCGACUGCUAUUUAAUAAGUGACCAUCUGGAGGUAUCCAACCCAGAGCAGAUGGCACCGGAUGGUUCAGAUUCCACGUUCGCUACUGGAAGUUCUCAAGCUCCGCAGCAGGUGGAUUCUCAUCCAAGUCAAGCUCCUGAAAAGGGAGAGAGCAACAUUGACCGCCAACAUUCAUCGGAACCAUCCAGAACGCAUGAAUUAAUGUCCGGCAUUCUAAAAAUCAUACCACCAGAGACUGAUAUUGAUGCAGACUACUGGCUUGCUUCUGAUGCCGAUGCUACUAUAACUGAUACAUGGUGCGGUUAGUUGACAGACCAUCGACACUUGGUCCGCCUCUUACGUAGAGAAGUAACAAUGACUCCGCAAUGCACAUUGGCGUUGAUGGAGGAACUGGAGCUUGGAUCAGCAGGCCACCUGGACGGUGCAAGCUCUGUUCCAGACUUCUGGUUGAUUGGUGAAAGCAAAAGAGAAUACAGUGUAGGAAGUAGGUCUUGUACAUUAGCAGGAUUAUUUCAUUUUAGCUGGUACCUCUUCUGGUACAUCCAUACCUUUCUCUUUAGGCUCAGAAACCCCGCAAUAGGUAGGUUUGAGCCUUUCUUUAUACUGGCGUUUGUUUAGAGGGGCUGUGUCUGUAUACCAAGUUAGAAAGGCAACACAGUCCAGAAGAAGGCCUACUACACCGGUCAGUGUAUGUUACCAUCUUAGCUGGUCAUCUCCCCUA